ACUCUUUCAUGUAACGCUAUGCGGUUUCUUGGUUGUAAUGAACACGAGUGCAAGUUGGUUUACUCAUCUUUCUGAGGACACUGUUACUGUUAUACUGAUUAAUUCGGAUGGUUUUUAUUUUAUUUAAUCGUUGAUAUUAUAGUUUUUAGGGACUAAAUUAUGGCGUUAUCUACAGCUCGGCCGUUAGUUUCUGUUUAUAAUGAAAAGAAUGAAGAAACUGGUGAAACUGUUGCCCUUGCUACAGUAUUCAAGGCACCUAUUAGACCUGAUGUUGUAACAUUUGUUCAUAACAAUAUUUCCAAAAAUAGCAGACAACCUUAUGCUGUUAGUAAAUUAGCUGGUCAUCAAACCAGUGCUGAAUCCUGGGGUACUGGACGUGCAGUCGCUCGUAUUCCUCGUGUUCGUGGUGGUGGUACUCAUCGCAGUGGUCAGGGAGCAUUUGGUAACAUGUGUCGUGGUGGACGUAUGUUUGCACCAACUCGUACAUGGCGUCGUUGGCAUCGCAAAAUAAAUGUAACUCAAAAGCGAUAUGCUACAGUAUCAGCCAUUGCUGCUUCUGGUGUACCAGCUCUUGUAAUGUCUAAAGGUCAUAUGGUUCAGGAAGUUCCUGAAUUUCCUUUAGUUGUUUCUGAUAAAAUCCAAGAAUACACAAAAACUAAACAAGCUACAAUUUUUUUGCACCGUAUCAAGGCAUGGAAGGAUGUCCAAAAGGUUAUUAAAUCUCGCCGUCUUCGUGCUGGCAAAGGAAAAAUGCGUAAUCGAAGACAUGUCCAACGUAAAGGGCCAUUGAUUGUAUACAACAAAGAUCAAGGAUUAAAGAAAGCCUUCCGUAAUAUUCCAGGUGUUGAUUUGAUUAACAUAAGGAAAUUGAAUUUGUUGCAAUUAGCUCCUGGUGGUCAUGUAGGUCGUUUCAUUAUUUGGACCCAAUCUGCUUUUCAAAAGUUAGAUCAAUUGUAUGGUACAUGGGACAAAAAAUCUACUAUGAAGAGUGGUUACAAUCUACCAUUCCCCAAGAUGUCUAAUACAGAUUUGACAAGAAUAUUCAAAUCUGAUGAACUUAAGAAAUACUUGCCACCUAAAAGAACUGGUACUCUUCGUCGUACACGUAAAUUAAAUCCAUUGAAACAUGUACGUACCAUGUUGAAACUGAAUCCUUACAUAGCUGUACAAAAACGUGUUGCAAGCAAAGAAAAUAAACUUAGACAGUUAGCUCGUGAAACAUACUUAGCUAAGAAAGAAGGUAAACCCACCACUGAAAAAGGUGAGAAGGUAUUAAAACGCUUCAUCAAUGAGAAAAAAAUGUUGCGUGCAGCAAAACUGAAGGCUAAGAAAGUUAUUGCAGUCAAAGGGUUGCGCGAUAUUCAUGAAAAAAAAUUGGAAGCAUACAGAAAAAGAUUGGCUGCACGAAAUGGUGCUCCACCUACAAAAAGGUCUAAAAAAGAUUUGCCCAAACCUAAACCAAAAACAGAAGUGUCUAAGGCUAAACCUAAGACAGAGAAGAAAGGAAAGGCUCCACCUGCUUCAGCUGUUAAGACAAAAUCUAAAUAAAUGGACUAAUAAACUGACCUUAUAUAAAAA
This is a messenger RNA of Daktulosphaira vitifoliae (grape phylloxera), 1578 nucleotides long. RefSeq names its product 60S ribosomal protein L4 (gene RpL4). The coding region runs from base 160 to 1548 and encodes 462 amino acids. The transcript is spliced from 8 exons. Gene Ontology annotation, molecular function: structural constituent of ribosome; RNA binding. NCBI's taxonomy places the organism in Eukaryota, Metazoa, Arthropoda, Insecta, Hemiptera, Phylloxeridae. The record is from RefSeq and is a predicted model, not a curated record. Gene Ontology annotation, cellular component: ribosome; cytosolic large ribosomal subunit. Gene Ontology annotation, biological process: translation.